Gigantopelta aegis is the source of this 2300-nucleotide messenger RNA. RefSeq names its product alpha-(1,3)-fucosyltransferase C-like. The record is from RefSeq and is a predicted model, not a curated record. The transcript has 4 exons. Gene Ontology annotation, molecular function: alpha-(1->3)-fucosyltransferase activity. The coding region runs from base 375 to 1544 and encodes 389 amino acids. NCBI's taxonomy places the organism in Eukaryota, Metazoa, Mollusca, Gastropoda, Neomphalida, Peltospiridae. Gene Ontology annotation, cellular component: membrane.
UGCAGUUAUAUACAAUAAAUUGUUCUAAUAAGAAAAUCUAUAUCUAUCUAUCUAUCUAUCUAUAUAUGUCUAUCAACAUAACACGGCACAGCUUAUACCACAAACUAUACAUCUGAUUGGAAUGUGAAAUAACUCGUAAGAGUCGAGCAAGGAGGGAAGUCGGCGAGGAUAGGUCCAUCUUGUGAUUUAUCGCACAACAGUGAAAAAACAGGAAGCAUGGCCGGCUGACCUCAAACGCUAUCACGAACGGAACGUAUGGUGAAAACGAUAAUGCUGCUUCGAGAUUAGUGGUGCCGCAAAAGAAGAAGAAGUAGAAAAGCAUCCACACGGAAUGAAAUGGACUAACUUGACGAACGAGAACCGUUUGAUGCGCGAUGGGAACCGGACUUCGAUUUCGCAUGCGCCACGUGUUUUACUGUCUGCUGACUGUGACCUUCGUGUUGUUCUGUGUCUUGACACUCCCAAUAAAACUGUGCUGUACACAGCGAGGACACACCGUCCAAUCCGGACCUCACAUUCGUAAGUUUCCAGAAAGGGCGUGGAGAAACACCAGCCAGAAGAUCAUUCUUCGAUGGACUAAAUUCUUCAAUGACCAAACUUGGGCAACUAAAGGUGAUCUCCGAGGCUGCAGAGUCAACAAGUGCAUACUGACCGACGACAAGAGAAACCUGGAAAGCGCCGAUGCCGUCCUCUUCCACGUCGAUGCCAUGUUCAAUUCGUUGAUGGAAAUAACAUGGCCGCGGCGUAGGAGUCCGGACCAGGUUUGGGUUCUGCAGAACAUGGAGGCUCCUCCUCAAAUCCCUCUCGACAUGGAACGGCUCGGUGGCCUGUUCAACUGGACAGCUUGGUACAGGUUCGACUCCGAUAUACCCGUGGCUUACGGCGGAUAUAAGAAAUGGUCCGAUAACUCGUCGCAUGAUUUCGCUUCUGAGAGACCGAAACUCGCAGCAUGGCUGUCUAGCAAUUGUUAUGACUACGUAAGAAGGAUGUUGAUCAUUCGAGAGGUAAAGAAACAUCUUCCUUUGGAGACGUACGGCCAGUGUGGCGAUAAUCAAUGCCAGGCAAGCGUGUGCAGUGACAAGCUUUCCCGAUAUAAAUUUUACUUCGCAAUAGAGAACAGCAUUUGCCAAGAUUAUGUCACUGAAAAGUUUUGGGAAGCGUUAAGACGCAAGCAGGUGCCAGUGGUGAUGGGAGGGGCGCGGUACAAAGAAUUGGCGCCCCCUCAUUCUUAUGUAGACAUAACUGAUUUCAAGGACAUUAAAAUUUUAACAAACUUUUUGAUAAACUUAAGUAAAGACGACAAAGAAUACAAUAAGUAUUUAGAGUGGACCAAGUUAUAUAAAAUAUAUGGCUGGGAAGAAACAUGGCGGAUGUUUUGGUGUGAUUUAUGUGAAGCCCUUCAUGAUAAAUCGCGACCAGCACAGGUGUAUGAGGAUCUGAAUGGCUGGUUUACAGAAAACACCGUGAAGUGCCCCCAAUGGACUCUAAAAAGCCAGCUAGGUCGGUUGGUAGAUGGAUUUCGGAUCAGAUGGGGAUUGCUAUAAUGGAUGGAAACACAGCGAAGAAUAAUUCUUGUGUCAAAUCAAAUUGCUAAUUUAUGACGUGUUAUCAACUAUUCAGACUCUCCACUGUUACAUUCAGUGAUAAUAUCAAAUAUACUACGUAUAAUGGAAAUCAAGAGAGAAUUACACUAAACAUUUUAAUAUAUAUAGAUUAUUUCUUCUUCUUUUUUCGAAUACGAUUUUUAUGUCAAGGAGUGGUGAAAACCAUAUUUUGACGAAUUACAAAGCAAUGAGUUAAAAUAUGGUUUCCGCACAUCACGAGUUGACAUAAAAAAUCUUAUUCGAAAAAAAAAAAAAACCCCCACCCCACCAUGAAAUGGUCUAUUUAUUAGAUACAUCCUUCCUAGAUUUUUAUAUUGGUACAUAUAUUGUGUUUCUUAAUUUUUGAAAAUUAUCACGAUAAUAUUGUCAUAUAGCCACACGCGCACGCGUACGUACACACACUCAUACCCACGCACACACACGCACACACACACACACACACACACACACAAACACACACACACAACCUCCACCCUAAACAGUCAUUUUGUGACGUUAACCCAGAAACCGCCAGUCGUAAGCAGUGCGCACAGUAUAAACACAAUUUGAGUUUAAAACAUCCAAAUUAGUUCUUUUCAAAUUGGGGGAGGGAUUUAGCUUAGUCGGUUGAGUGCUCACUUGAGGUGCUUGCUUCGCAGGAUCGAACCACCUCGGUGAAUCCAUUCAGCUGUUGUUUUUUCUCGUUUUAACCAGUGC